UUAUCCCAAUCCAAUCCACAAAUGUCGUUCUUGUUAGCAGCGGUGGCUCCGCCGUGUUUCGCCGUAAUUGAGUCCGCAGCGAGCCAGCCACGGCGGGGACGGAACUCGAAGAACACUCAAAAGAGUAAACAGAACGUGAAAACGACCAAGCCUUCCACCGCCGUCACCUCGACUACGAACAAUCCACCUGGCUUCGGCGGAAAGGGGAAAAAUCCUGUGUGGCAAUGCGUACAGAAUUGCGGAGCGUGCUGUAAACUUGAUAAGGGCCCCGACUUUCCUUCCCCUGAAGAAGUUUUCGAUGACCCUUCCGACAUUCAGUUGUACAAGAGCUUGGUGGGUUCAGAUGGUUGGUGCAUACACUAUGAGAAGAGCACAAGAAAGUGUUCUAUAUAUGCUGAGCGACCGUAUUUUUGUCGAGUGGAGCCAGAAAUUUUUGAGACACUGUAUGGAAUUGACAAGAAAAAGUUCAACAAGGAAGCUUGCAGCUGCUGCAUAGACACUAUCAAAGCAGUGUAUGGAUCAAGUUCAACAGAACUGGAUACUUUCAAUCAAGCAAUAUGGAAUACGACAACAUAGUGAAAUUUGAGUUUUAGCUUGAGGCUCUUGUCUUUCUCAUGCAGUGUGUCAAUUGCAGUCCUACACACUCAUGUUUACGACAGGAUGCUCUAUGAUGGGGUAGGUUGGUGCAUCAUCAGAAGUAUAUUGGAUUAUCGGUCAGGACUAUAUUUGCAAGAAAAACAAUGCAUGGCAGGUACAAUGAGUGCUAGGGAUGAGGGAUCAAAAAUUAACUCUAAAGCCCAAACGGAAAGGUUGGGAAGAAGAAUGAGCGGGGGGACUGAAUGUCUGAAUGUUCAACCUUUUGUUGCCAACUGUCAACUAUGUUAUGCUUAAUGUAAAGAGGGAAACACACCACAGGUUAGAAUAUGGGGCUUUAAUGAAGCAGCACAGAAUUGUAAUGCUUAGUCAGUUUAGACAUAUAAGUCACUAAUUGACUCUCAUCCUAUUGCAUUGUC
This is a messenger RNA of Ipomoea triloba (trilobed morning glory), 1013 nucleotides long. RefSeq lists its product as uncharacterized. The coding region runs from base 22 to 576 and encodes 184 amino acids. The record is from RefSeq and is a predicted model, not a curated record. The transcript is spliced from 5 exons. NCBI's taxonomy places the organism in Eukaryota, Viridiplantae, Streptophyta, Magnoliopsida, Solanales, Convolvulaceae.